AUGCUAACUGUCCCAGAGCUCAAGGCUUUUUUUGGAUUGCGACUUCAAAUGGAGCAGUGCAUAAAACCAAGGUACGAAGACUACUGGGCUAGUUCCAGCAAAUCCUUUGUUUCUGAAACGCCUGGUUUCCGCAGUGUCAUGCAGAGAGAUCGCUUUCUGUCUAUAUGGACACAUCUUCAUUUUGUUAAUGAGCUGAAUCCUACUGUAGAUAAAACAGACAAAAUCUACAAAGUUAGACCAAUGCUGGACAUGCUGCUUACAAAAUGUCCACACUUUUAUUCACCAUCCCAAUGUCACAGCUUGGAAGAAGGAAUGAUUCCUUGCAAAGGCCGACUUGCUAUAAAGCAGUACAUAAAAUCAAAACUCAUCAAAUGGGGAAUCAAAGCCUAUAUGGCUUGUGACUCAAACACAGGUUAUAUAAUGAACUUGGAAAUUUACACCGGCAAAACUGACAAUGUCAUUCCAGAGCUUGGUUUCGUUGGCAGCGUUGUUGUACGACUUUUAGCAACAGGCCACUUGACAAAUAAAAACCAUAUUGUAUAUAUGGACAGGUUCUACAACAGUGUCCCACUGUUUGACACUUUAUUCAAUGUUUAUGGAACAUUUGCUGUUGGAACUGCUAUGACAAAUAGAAAAUUUUACCCCAAAGAACUGACAAAGAUGAAGAAAAUGCAGAGAGGUCAGUCUGAAUUUAUCUGUCAUGGAAAUAUUACAUGCCUAGUUUGGAUGGACCAAAGACCCAUUCAUUUUAUUUCUUCAUAUCACAAUCCAACACACAAGGGCGGCACCCAUAAAAGAAGAAAUAAGGAUGGGACAACUGUGGAUGUGCCAACACCACAGCUCUGCAUUGACUACACCAAAUACAUGAGUGGUUGUGAUGUUAACGACUAG
This is a messenger RNA of Biomphalaria glabrata, 891 nucleotides long. Its product is annotated as piggyBac transposable element-derived protein 4-like. Bases 1 to 891 code for a protein of 296 amino acids. The transcript has a single exon. Lineage: Eukaryota; Metazoa; Mollusca; Gastropoda; Planorbidae. The record is from RefSeq and is a predicted model, not a curated record.